Molecule: messenger RNA, 575 nt
Organism: Eptesicus fuscus (big brown bat)
Lineage: Eukaryota; Metazoa; Chordata; Mammalia; Chiroptera; Vespertilionidae
Gene: SMIM10L3
Product: small integral membrane protein 10-like protein 2A
Exons: 2
Coding region: 267-563 (98 amino acids)
Source: RefSeq, a predicted model, not a curated record
CGGCCGGGCCCGGAGCGGGCGGUGUCUCCCCGCGGCGCUUCCCACAGGGUGACGCGCGGACUGCCCUCCCCGCGGCCCGCCCGCCGGCCGCCUCGCCGCCGCCUCCCUCGCUCCCUCAGCGCGCAGAGCGCGGGCCAGCGGCCGGGGCGGAGGCCCGGGGGCGACGCGGGGCCUGUUGGAGGGCGGGCGGCGGGCUUCAGGGCGCCGGGCAGCUCGGGCUCGCGGCCGGGCAGUGCGCGGCGGGCCGGCGGCGGGCGCGGGUCUAUAUGGCGGCGGCUCUGUCGGGCCUGGCUGUCCGCCUCUCGCGCUCGGCCGCCGCCCGCUCCUAUGGGGUCUUCUGCAAGGGGCUGACCCGCACGCUGCUCAUCUUCUUCGACCUGGCCUGGCGGCUGCGCAUCAACUUCCCCUACCUCUACAUCGUGGCUUCCAUGAUGCUCAACGUCCGCCUGCAGAUGCCUUUUUCUAGUGGAACGAAAAGUUGUCAGGUUGAGAAUUACUCCUUUCUACGUGUGUUGUCAUACGUGACUGUGAAAGAAAACUUAGUACAUAACGCUGAGAAUUAGUUUUGUACCAUU